GCGUUUGGUACCAUUUCCGGCGCCGGCUUCUGCUUUUGGGCGCAGGGGCGGACAGAGCCAGAACAGAAGGCCACACACUGUGGGGUCCCGCUGCCCGGGGGCGACUCGGCUCGCUGCUCUGUUCCCUCCCUUUCUUCCCACAGAAGCCGGGACCGCCCAUGGCGGGCUUGGAGGUGCUCUUCGCGUCGGCCAUGCCGGCCAUCAGCUGCCCGCAGGACGCGCUCGUCUGCUUCCUGCACUGGGAAGUGGUGACAAACGGCUACUAUGGCUUGGGCGUCGGCGACCAGCCAGGUCCCAGUGAUAAGAAGUCAGAACUGCUGCCACCCACAUGGAACAGCAAUAAAGAUCUGUAUGUCCUCCGGUAUGAGUCUAAGGAUGGGGCCAGAAAACUCCUCUUGAAAGCUGUCACUGUGGAGAACAGCAUGAUCAUCAAUGUACUGGAAUAUGGCACACAGCAAGUGGCAGACUUGACUCUGAACUUAAAUGAUUAUAUUGGUGCAGAAGACCUGAGUGAUUUCCACAGGACCUACAGGAACAGUGAGGAGCUUCGGUCUCUGAUCAGAUCUGGAAUUAUCACACCUAUCCAUGAGCAGUGGGAGAAGGCUCGUGUAAGCAGUCCUCAUCGGGAGUUCCCACCUGCCACUGCCAGUGAGGUGGACCCACUCCGUAUUCCCCCACAUCAUCCUCACACCAGCCGGCAGCCUCCUUGGCAUGAUCCCCUGGGCCCGUUUGCUGUCGGGGGAGAAGACCUAGACCCCUUUGGGUGUCAGAGAGGUGGCAUGAUUGUGGAUCCCCUAAGAUCUGGCUUUCCAAGAGCACUUAUUGACCCAUCCUCGGGCCUCCCAAACCGGCUUCCUCCCGGUGCUGUGCCCCCAGGAGCUCGCUUUGACCCCUUUGGACCCAUUGGGACCAGCCCAUCUGGACCUAACCCAGACCAUCUCCCCCCACCGGGCUAUGACGACAUGUACCUUUGAAGGCCUCAAGAAUGUAACAUCCCAGCCUCCCCUCCAUUCUUCAGGAGCUGUCACUGCUGGCCCCAUCAGCAUCCGUGUUCUUGUGGGCUCAGGGCAGGGGGGACUCUGCCCAUGUGUUUGCAGAGCCGAGGUACCUGCUGUAGCUCUCCACCCAGCUGCAUAUAAGUACCAAGGAGAAAUCAGUGUGUGCCUAUCACCACUAGCUCCUCCCCACUUCCAAGGGAGACUCCGGCAACAUACACCCUCCACCCAAUGCAGUCCCAGUCACAGCGCUAAAAGAACAGAACACAUUUUGGAUGUUAUUAUUAAGAACCAAAUGUCAAUACAGAAUUCAUGUUGCCAGUCU
Molecule: messenger RNA, 1320 nt
Organism: Nannospalax galili (Upper Galilee mountains blind mole rat)
Lineage: Eukaryota; Metazoa; Chordata; Mammalia; Rodentia; Spalacidae
Gene: Psmf1
Product: proteasome inhibitor subunit 1
Exons: 7
Coding region: 159-974 (271 amino acids)
Biological process (GO): proteasome-mediated ubiquitin-dependent protein catabolic process
Molecular function (GO): endopeptidase inhibitor activity; proteasome binding
Source: RefSeq, a predicted model, not a curated record